Messenger RNA from Pleurotus ostreatus (oyster mushroom), 843 nucleotides. RefSeq lists its product as uncharacterized. The record is from RefSeq and is a predicted model, not a curated record. Lineage: Eukaryota; Fungi; Basidiomycota; Agaricomycetes; Agaricales; Pleurotaceae. Gene Ontology annotation, biological process: tRNA 5'-leader removal; rRNA processing. The transcript is spliced from 5 exons. The coding region runs from base 1 to 843 and encodes 280 amino acids. Gene Ontology annotation, cellular component: ribonuclease P complex; ribonuclease MRP complex. Gene Ontology annotation, molecular function: ribonuclease P RNA binding.
AUGGCGUCGACUUCUGAAAGUCGCGACAACGUUGUCGUCGAUUUAUACAAACCUCUUCCCCCCAUUCGAAACCAGAAGUUGAAACUCACGUCGAAGGAUCCGUACACUCCAAUGUAUGUUCAAGCGAAUCUGACCGCGAACACGGAUCCGGCUACAAUAUACGAACAACGGGUGAAAAACAGGCAACUCCUCCUCGAGAACCCAGUUCGCGACAGUCGCGUGAAGAAGGAGCGCCUAGAGAAGAAGACCAGGAAGAAAGCUGAAAAGGAGAGGAUAGCAGGCGUGCUGGGCAAGAAAGGUGCUCGGUCGAAAGGAGUUUGGCGGCUUGAUGAGUCUCAAGCAAAAUGGAACCUGUUCCUGCCCUUGCAUCAUCUGUGGCAAGGAUAUAUGUCCGAACUGCUUGGCCUUGCGAGCCCUGGCACACUCUCUGCCAAUGCGGCACCCAGUGCAGCUAGCAUGCAUCCCAAGCUGCUCAAGGCUGAUUUUCACGGUUCCAUAAUGACAGUGAAGCAGAGUAAAAACCCAUGCCUGAUCGGUCUCUCAGGCAUUGUAAUACUUGAGUCAGAGAACGCGUUUAAGGUGAUCACGAAGGACAAUCGCGUCAAAUUAAUACCCAAACAGAACGCGAUCUUUACGUUCGCUGUGCCUCUGUACUCCGUGUUGUCGCCGACGCACUCGGCAGGAGUUCCUUCGCCUCUCCCAGUGGAGCCAGAGAAUGUCAAGACUGAGACCGUUUUAGACGGACCGCACAUCGAGCUGGAUUUGUAUGGUAAUCAAUUUCGAUUCAGAGCCGCCGACAGAGCUGGUCGCAAAUUCAAACCCAAGGAGACGAUUGAGCUAUAA